Messenger RNA from Capsella rubella, 742 nucleotides. RefSeq lists its product as uncharacterized. The record is from RefSeq and is a predicted model, not a curated record. Gene Ontology annotation, biological process: negative regulation of cell population proliferation. The coding region runs from base 159 to 506 and encodes 115 amino acids. Lineage: Eukaryota; Viridiplantae; Streptophyta; Magnoliopsida; Brassicales; Brassicaceae. The transcript has a single exon.
UCUCUCUCUCUUUCUCUGAAUCACUAUCUCUUCUUCGAGUUCAAUCACCACAAACUUACAAUCAAAUACACAAAAGAAAACAGUUAAGACCCAUUCAUCUGAAUCUGAAUCCAAAAUCUCUUUCAGUCUUGUAGAAGCACACAUUAUAUUAUAUAUUGAUGGAGGAGAAGUGGAAGCUGUCGAAGAAAGAGACAACAGCUUCUUCUUCUUCUUCUUCCUCUAAGUCAAUGUUUUCUAGAAGCUUCUCAACAAGUGCUUCAUCCACAAAGUCACCAAUAUUCGUAAGGAGUUCAUCUACUAAAUGCUCUAUCCCUUCUUCCUCCUCUUCAUCUUCUUCUUCAAUCUCAAGAAGCUUCUCAAGAAAAGAGAGAAGAUCUUCUUCUUCAUCAUCUUCUUCCAUCACUCAGAAAUACAGCAGCUUGGCUAAAGAACAGAAGGCAAGGUUUUACAUCAUGAGAAGGUGUGUGGCUAUGCUUGUUUGUUGGCAUAAACAUGGAGAUUCUUAACUAGAUCUUCUUCUUCUUCUUCUUCUUCUUUCUUCUUUUUUUUUUUGUUUCCUUGUAAUUAGAUCAGUUUGGUUAUUAAGGUUAUUGUUCUAUACAAGUACAUUGUAAGAAGAGAUUUUGUUCAAGUAUUAGGGUUUCUAUAUAUGCUUUCAAUUAUAUGACUUGCAUAUGCUACAUAUAUAUUACACAAAUCAUAGACAUGUGUGUAUAUAUGUAUCAUUGAUGCAAGUAUUUAU